Molecule: messenger RNA, 1721 nt
Organism: Guyanagaster necrorhizus
Lineage: Eukaryota; Fungi; Basidiomycota; Agaricomycetes; Agaricales; Physalacriaceae
Product: diacylglycerol acyltransferase
Exons: 15
Coding region: 264-1349 (361 amino acids)
Biological process (GO): triglyceride biosynthetic process
Cellular component (GO): endoplasmic reticulum membrane
Molecular function (GO): diacylglycerol O-acyltransferase activity
Source: RefSeq, a predicted model, not a curated record
UCGUAUUCCUACCUGAUAUCCAGGUGAUGUACUUGGGUAAUCCUCAACAUCUGUUCGGCAUAGUACUAUAUACGCCUCGGUGCCUUUCCUCGCCUUUCAAUUGUGUAUGAGACAGAAAUUUUCCGGAACCGUCGUGGCUUCUGCUACGAAAAGAGAAAAAUAGGGGCUACCGGCAAUUGCCGACGUCCAGCGAGACAUUCUUCACAAGAGCUUUCGCCGUGUGGCCCAAAGGUCGCCGCAGACAUUCAGGACGACCGCCCGUCAUGGAUCCUCUGCUGGCAUUGUCGCUCAAGGGAAGGCUCUCAGAAUUCGCGGCAACCCCGCUGGAACCCAUCAAACAGUCCCUGCAAGACCACGUCGACUUCGUACCAUCACGGGUUCCCCUGCAACGGAGACUUCAAAUGCUGGCGGUGGCGUCGUGGUCGGUCCUUUUUGUCUUGAUGACCUGCCUGUUUCUCUACCUUUGCUCUUUUCCCCCAUUAUGGCCUUUCCUCGCCCUCUAUCACAUCUGGGUUCAUCACAUUGACAAAGCGUCCAUUUACGGGGCAAGGCCAAAGAAAUGGUUUCGUCAUUUUGUCUGGUGGAGAUAUUUUGCCGACUAUUACCCUAUAUCGCUGAUGAAGGAAGCUGAUCUUCCUGCGGACCGAACCUAUAUCUUUGGGUACCAUCCUCAUGGAAUCAUUGGAAUGGGUGCGAUGGCUACCUUUGCAACGGAAGCAACCGGGUUUUCGAAGGCUUUUCCAGGAAUAACUCCCCACCUCCUGACGCUCACCAGCAACUUCAAGCUUCCGUUUUACCGGGACCUGAUUAUGUGGCUCGGUAUAGCUAGCGUAUGCAAGAGAUCAUGCAGCAAUAUUCUUGCAGGCGGUCCCGGACAAUCUAUAACCAUCGUCGUCGGAGGCGCCGCCGAAAGUCUGAGUGCACAUCCAGGCACCGUCGACCUCACUCUCAGGAAACGACUUGGUUUCAUCAAAGUUGCUAUUCAGCAAGGGGCGAAUCUCGUGCCAGUCUUCUCCUUCGGUGAAAACGACAUCUACCAACAGAUGCCGAAUGAAAAGGGGACGACAGUAUACCUUCUCCAGAAGAAGUUUCAGUCGAUCUUUGGAUUCACUUUCCCACUCUUCCAUGGACGUGGACUGUUGAAUUAUAACCUAGGUCUGAUGCCCUACAGACGGCGAAUCGUCGUCGUCAUCGGUCGACCUAUUCACGUCAAGCAGAUAGAUAAACCUGAUAUAGAGGAGAUUAGGCGCAUUCAGUCUCUAUAUAUUGAUGAGCUGACACGAAUCUGGGAUACGUACAAGGACGACUUUGCGAAAGCACGAAAACGAGAACUGAACAUUAUCGAAUGAAACUCCGCUGCUCAAUAAUCUAUGCUCAAAUUUUGUGGAUGUACAUUUAUGGAUUUCUAACGUUUAUCGCGGAGCUGUAUCAUCACGUGUAACUGUUUAUAGAUUCGUUCCCCCCAGUCUCAGUAAUGCCACCGGGAACGUGUAAUGCUAAAGGACACUCUUACCUUAGACUGUUUUAUCGUCCUAGAAUACAUGCCCUUCAAAAGCCACGACUGUCGACGCUGCUUUUUGAACUUGUCUUUGCGACCCUGGCUUUACGAACACGCUCUGAUGUGUAUUUUAAUGGUAGUAUACGGGCAUCGCACCGCAUCUGGUGGCCCAUCUGGUCACUCUGUGCAUAUAGACUCUGGAAAGAGUCGGUGGAAAAGUGAG